Pyricularia grisea is the source of this 1584-nucleotide messenger RNA. RefSeq lists its product as uncharacterized. Bases 1 to 1584 code for a protein of 527 amino acids. Gene Ontology annotation, biological process: proteolysis. The transcript has 5 exons. The record is from RefSeq and is a predicted model, not a curated record. Gene Ontology annotation, molecular function: metalloexopeptidase activity. Lineage: Eukaryota; Fungi; Ascomycota; Sordariomycetes; Magnaporthales; Pyriculariaceae.
AUGAAGAUUUACCCAUUUGCCCUGGCCUUUGCCGUGGCCUCCAUUGCCCGGAACCCGACGGCCACCACCGAAGUAGCGGAAAGUGUACAGCUCACUACUAUCGAGCCCUCUGCUACCCUUGCAAUCUCCAAUAUUCCCGAGGAUGUGUUUCCCAUCCCUGGCCCUGGUCCAGUGAUGGCUACCGAUGUUUUCUCGACAGAAUCGACAACGCCUGCUACGGAGUCGGCAGCUUCAGUUACCAUUGAGCCUGAAGUAUCAGCAGCGUCAGCCAAGCCACAGUUUGAAGAGCUUUUCACCAUCAGAAUCGACCCUGAUCACAAGUGGCUUGUGACGGAGGAUGAGAUGUGGCAUUACAAAAAGACCGGAAAAUCUUACAUGGAUGUCACCAAUGCCCAAGAGCUUGAUAGCAGGCCGGCACCAGCGCAAGAAGAACGCAGACUCACGCCGUUUGCUACAAAGGUCUCGCAUAUUCGGAUUGUCGAGAAGAUGGCUCGUUAUCUCAGCAAGGGUGUCAUGCAGACCAACAUUGAUGUUCUGUCUUCAUUCUACAACCGAUACUACAACUCUGAGCAUGGCCAGAGGUCCUCAGAGUGGCUACUUACUCAGGUUGACCGCAUUGUUCAGGCAAGCGGUGCUGACAACAUCACAGUAAAGCCAGUUCCCCACAAGUUUCUUCAGAAGAGCGUUAUUGUCAUCAUCCCAGGCAUGACGGACCGGAAAAUCAUACUGGGUGCUCACCAGGACUCGCUCAACAUGACUGACAGGAGGGGCGGCAGAGCCCCUGGAGCCGGUUGUGGAAAUGCCUUUGGGAACUUUCCCAGACCAGUUGCUGACCAGGCCUUUCUUAAUCAAGAUGACAACGCUUCGGGAACUGCCGUCCUUCUCGAGGCUCUUCGUGCCCUGCUCACCAACGACGUCAUCACAACUGGAGAUGCACCCAACACUAUCGAGUUUCAUUGGUACGCCGGAGAGGAGGCUGGAUUGCUCGGAAGUCUUGAGAUUUUCAUGGAUUAUCUUGUAGCCCGUGAGGACGUCAAGGCAAUGCUCAACUUUGACAUGAUUGGGUUCAACAAAAGGACGACGGACCAAAACAAGUCUGCUAUCAUUGGUGUCGGCGCAGAUCACCUCGUCACCGAUCCUUUCCUGUCUGACUACGUCAAGAUGCUGAUCUCCAAUUACACCACUGCAACCGCGUCAUCAGUCAGUUGUGGAUUCGCAUGCUCAGAUCAUGCUUCAGCUGCAUGGGCUGGCUACCCUGCCGCCUUCGUUUCCAAGAGCUCACUUGACGGCGCCAACCCGUCCAUCCAUACGGCGCUUGACAACAUGACUACGGUGGACAUGGACAGCGUUCUUGAGCAUGCUCGGCUUGCCUUGGCAUUUGCCUACGAGAUGGGAAUGCACGACUUCGACAUGGACGAAGUUAGCCAGGCCGCUGGUGAACAGGAGUCAAAUCUUGCACAUGAGAAACAAAUGAAUCCUGAGCCAUCGACAGAAGCCGAACCUGAGCCUGUGUCAGACUCUGAACCAAACUCAACACUAGAGGAAGAGUCUGACCCUUCUUUGACGACGGAUUCUAGCCUUUGA